Molecule: messenger RNA, 838 nt
Organism: Ipomoea triloba (trilobed morning glory)
Lineage: Eukaryota; Viridiplantae; Streptophyta; Magnoliopsida; Solanales; Convolvulaceae
Product: agamous-like MADS-box protein AGL62
Exons: 1
Coding region: 84-698 (204 amino acids)
Biological process (GO): positive regulation of transcription by RNA polymerase II
Molecular function (GO): RNA polymerase II cis-regulatory region sequence-specific DNA binding; protein dimerization activity; DNA-binding transcription factor activity, RNA polymerase II-specific
Source: RefSeq, a predicted model, not a curated record
UAGCCAUAAAUAAGCAAUAAUCACUUUCUUGAAAACCCCAACCUUUGGCAAGAUUUCCAUACCGCUCCAAAAAAAAAAAAAAAAUGUACGGCGAAAAGAUCUUCAUAAAGAAGAAGGAGACGCGAGGGCGGCAAAAGAUCGCCAUCAAGAUGAUCGACAACCACGCGAGCCGGCAAGUCACGUUCUCCAAACGCCGGUCCGGAAUCUUCAAGAAGGCCGGCGAGCUCUCCGUCCUGUGCGGCGCUCAAGUGGCGGUCGUCGUUUUUUCCCCCAAGGGAAAAGUCUUCACGUUCGGCCACCCCAGCUUCGACGCCGUGGUGCGGCGCUUCCAAACCGCCGCCGACGCGCUGCGCGUGACGCAGACGCCGCCGUCGCAUCCGGCGGUGCAGGAGAUUAACGCGCUGGAGGAGGAGCGGAAGAGGCUCCUGGAGAAUAAAGAUGGGAGUAGGGGCAAUAAUGGCGCGGCGGCGCAAGAUAGCGUGAAUUUGUUUUGGUGGAAUGGGGAUAUUGAGGAAAUGGGGAGAGAAGAGCUGGGGGCUUUCAUGGCGGCUUUGGAAGCUUUGAAGGCCAAUGUUAUACUGAAGGCUAGGGAUAGGGUUAUUGCGGAAAGAUUGGAGAAUAUUGAGGAAGGCAAUAAGAUUGGGUAUUCUGAUUUGUUGCUUCCUCGCAGUUCUGAUUUUUCUUUGGCAAAUUUCUAGUCUAGUGCAUGUUUCAUUUUCACUAUUAUUAUUGGACAAAAUUGUUUAUCCAUUUUAGUUUUAAUUUAUAUUGAAUGUUCAUCACAUAUUUGAACUAUAUCUAUUGGAUUGGCUAAUUAAGCUAGGUGUUAUAUUUUCAA